Messenger RNA from Oryza brachyantha (malo sina), 1290 nucleotides. Its product is annotated as F-box/LRR-repeat protein At5g02910-like. Lineage: Eukaryota; Viridiplantae; Streptophyta; Magnoliopsida; Poales; Poaceae. The transcript has 4 exons. The record is from RefSeq and is a predicted model, not a curated record. Bases 1 to 1290 code for a protein of 429 amino acids. Gene Ontology annotation, molecular function: protein binding.
AUGGACGGAGCUGCCAAUGGCGAGGAUCUCAUCAGCACUCUCCCCGACGAUGUCCUCCAUGAAUUCCUCCUCCGCCUCCCCUCCGCCGACGCAGCAGCUCAGACCAGCCUCCUUUCUCGCCGUUGGAGGUAUGUUUGGGCACACAUGCCGGAGGUACAAUUCUCGUACCCCGUAGAUCUACAUCGUGUCCGGUUAGCCCUCACCGCCUACGCCGCCCCAGUUCUACGUCGGCUACACAUCAUCACAUGUGAUGCAAAUCCAGAAGCAAUGACAACCAUACUUCGCCUUGCCGCACCCCGCCUCUCGGGAAGUCUCUUCUUCCACAAUGAGGAAUCCUUAGAUCCAGACGAGGAAGAGGAUGAGGAGGAAUGGAGGGUGUACUAUGAUGACGAAGAAGGGAUGGAUGGGGCCAUUGCUAGGGAAAUCGCUUCCGCCGAUGGGCUGACCAAUCUUGCCAUCCACUCAAAGUCCCUUCUCCAAAUUGUACUGGGUGAUGUUGCGAUGCAGCAACUCAUAGUCGAGGCGCCGAUGCUUACAGUUCUAGAUGUGCGUCGUUGCUUUGUUGGUCAACAGCCUAAAGCCAACAUUUUUGCCCCACUAUUGGAGAUACUCUAUUGGAUUGAUUUGUAUAAUCCAGCAACAGUCCAACUCACUAUGAAGAAAGACCUGAGGAAACUCAGAACCUAUUCCAUUAUGGUGUAUGGAGGAGCACCUCUUGACAAACACAAUUUGGAUUCUGCAAGGCUCUUGAAGUUCUUUGAGGCUAUCACAACACUUGAUCUGUUCCUACAAUACCCAAGUGACAUGAUUGACAUGCAAUACUUGAUGGGAAUGAUAACCAAGCUCCCCAAAACCGAGAACUUGUCCCUGGAGUUAUCUACAGAAGGACACAGGCCACAUGAUUUUGGACCUUGUGUGUUCUAUUUGCUUACAAUGGCUACUGGUAUAAGAAGCCUCAGUAUGAAAUUAGUUAUCGACAAUGAUGAACGAACUGUUUGCUCCUGGGACUGCAUUUGCCACCAGCCACAGGGCUGGGAAACUGAGCACAUCUCACUGGAUUCUCUCGAAGAAGUCGAAAUCUUUGGACUACUAAGAGCGAAACAUGAAUUCGUGUUUGUGAAACGGCUGCUGGGAUGGGCUGCCAAUCUGAAGAAAAUCACUCUGAACUUUGCCCCUUCAGUGGUUGUUACAGAUGAAGAGCGCCAGAAGCUGCUUGGCCUGGCCUCUCGCCCAGAAACCUGCAUUAAGAUCAACUUCAGUAAGGGUUAUGGUGGUGGAGUGCACCAGUAG